AUGGUUAUACGCGGCCGGGGGCGUCGGGGCGCUGAGCUGAGCGCGGCCCCCCCGCAGGUGCCGGUGACCUUCGAGGACGUCGCGGUGCACUUCAGCGCGCAGGAGUGGGCCCGCCUGGACGAGGGGCAGAAGGAGCUCUACGGGAGCGUCAUGCAGGGCAACUACGAGACGCUGGUUUCCCUGUGUAGGACUCGCUUUGCACUCCUUAGGCAGCAGCCCGCGCAGCUCCCUCGGGGUCAUUUUCCUGCCCCUUUGCGUUCCCGUGGGAUUUGCAGCCCUCCAACGCUCUCCUCGGCUCCUAGUCGCCGCUGGAGGCGGGCGGAGGCUGCCGGACGCACGCAGCGGGCUGUGUCUCUCCUCGGGGAGAACAGACUGCGCCCUGUGCAAGCCCGAGCUCCUGGCUUGCCUGGAGAGAGGGGAAGAGCCGUGCGCGCCGGCGCCAGCCGAGCUGCGGCGAGCGGAGACGCCGGCGGAGCCUCCGGCCGGUACGGGCCCUUCGCCCUCCUUGGCAGGACGGGCCCUGGGGAGCCGCAGCCGCGGCCUUCCCUGCAGCAACACGAGCUGCAAGGGGAGCCCUGCGGCUCGGAGACGCGCGUGGCCUUGCCAGCAGAUGCAGUGGUGGGGAUCGCAGCAGAGACGCAGCGAGCGGAGGGCGCUGCAGAGAAGCUGCCCACGCCUGAAGUGCCUUUGGAAAAGCUGGAAGAGGAGGAUGACAGGAAUUCAGGGAAUGAUGGCUGGGAUGCAGUGAGCGAUGCUCCUGAAGAUGCAGGGACCUUCGUGGAGAGCUCGUGCGCGAGCAGAACCGCGGCCUGCCAGCGCGGCAACAGCCGGAACAAGUUCUACGUGUGCCCCGUGUGCAGCAAGAGCUUCCUGCUGCGGAUCAACCUGCUGCUGCACCAGCGGAGCCACUGGGUGCCCUACAUGUGCACGCACUGCGGCGGCAGCUUCACGUCCAAGAAGCAGAUCCAGCACCACCUGCACGCGCCCUACACCUGCGGCGAGUGCAUGGAGAGCUUCUCCAGCCAGAGCGUGCUGAAGCUGCACCAGCGGAUGCACGCGGAGCAGCACCUCGUCCUGUGCCCCUGCUGCGACCGCAGCUUCGCCCGGGCCGCCGACUUGGCGCGGCACCACCGCGCGCACGCGCGCGAGCGGCCCCACCAGUGCCCCGAGUGCCAGAAGAGCUUCAAGAAGCGCCACAGCCUGGCCCUGCACCGCAGGAGCCACGUGCUGCCCGCGGGGCACGACGCCGCCGCCGCCGCCGCGCUGCCCGAGCCGCCCCUGGAGCUCUACCGCCUGCCCGCGCUGCCGCUCGGUGAGAGCAUCGUCAUCAAGCUGGAGGAGCAGCCGCCGCAGGAGGAGGGCUCCGCGCUGCUGCUGCCCAUGGCCGCGCUGGACCCGGAGCCGCCGCGCAGCCAGGAGCCGAACGGCUCCUUCAUCUGCUCGGCGUGCGGCCGCAGCCUGGCGCACCACGCGGCGCUGCUGCGGCACCAGCGCCUGCACACGGGCGAGCGCCCCUUCCAGUGCCCGGCGUGCGGCAAGAGCUUCAACGAGAAGUCGCACCUCACCAAGCACUACCGCAUCCACACGGGCGAGCGGCCCUUCCGCUGCGCCGUCUGCGGCAAGGGCUUCAUCCAGAAGCACCACCUGCAGAAGCACCAGCACAUCCACGGCGCGCAGCUGCUCUACCGCUGCAUCGAGUGCGCCGAGAGCUUCCCGCUGCAGGCCUCGCUCGAGGAGCACCAGCGGCGGCACACGCAGCAGCGGCCCUUCCAGUGCAGCGGCUGCAGCAAGAGCUUCCGCCACCGGCAGUCCCUCAACCACCACCAGAAGGUGCACGCGGCCGCCAGCUGCCCCCGCGGAGCCGCCUGCUGA
Nothoprocta perdicaria is the source of this 1872-nucleotide messenger RNA. Its product is annotated as zinc finger protein 250-like. Gene Ontology annotation, cellular component: nucleus. NCBI's taxonomy places the organism in Eukaryota, Metazoa, Chordata, Aves, Tinamiformes, Tinamidae. Bases 1 to 1872 code for a protein of 623 amino acids. The record is from RefSeq and is a predicted model, not a curated record. Gene Ontology annotation, molecular function: RNA polymerase II transcription regulatory region sequence-specific DNA binding; DNA-binding transcription factor activity, RNA polymerase II-specific. Gene Ontology annotation, biological process: regulation of transcription by RNA polymerase II. The transcript is spliced from 11 exons.